This is a messenger RNA of Sipha flava (yellow sugarcane aphid), 1005 nucleotides long. RefSeq lists its product as uncharacterized. The coding region runs from base 447 to 872 and encodes 141 amino acids. NCBI's taxonomy places the organism in Eukaryota, Metazoa, Arthropoda, Insecta, Hemiptera, Aphididae. The transcript is spliced from 2 exons. The record is from RefSeq and is a predicted model, not a curated record.
UUUUAGAUGAAAAUGACCAUUUAAAACAUGGGAUCAAAUCAGUUAUAUUGGACAUAGAAUCAUCUGCAAUAAAUGUGACAAAUACUACACUUGAUUUGAUCUCAGAAUACCCUACUGAUAGAGGCAAAUUCACUGACAACAUUACCGAUUUUUACUUAAAGAAACAAAUCAUCGCAUAUGGUCCAUGUAAGCCAACAAACCAAUAUUUUUUGAAAAAUGUCAGUUUGAAAAAUGCUGGUCGUUCUUUUUUAAUUGAUUAUUAUCAUUUGACUACUAAAACUGGAAUGAAAAUUCCAAGGCAAUGUUAAUGUUUUUCGGUUAUAAUGAGUAAGGUAUACUGUGAAACUUGUUGGCUCUUUGCUAACAGAUUGAACAGAAAUUUUAAGUAUAACUGAAUUCAUGGUAUAUGUGACGAGAUUCGAAAUGUUCAAUGCUUUACAAUAAUAAUGGACUCGACUCAAGAUAUCACAAAAGUAGACCCGGUUAGUUUAAUUAUAAGAUAUGUUGUAGUUGAUUAUGAAGAAAAAUCUUUCAGAAUAAUGGAAUCUUUUUUGGGAUUUUAUCCAUUAAUUAAUCAUGGUACUGAAGAUAAUGUUAAUUUAAUUUAUGAAUUAUUGAAUAACUUGGACAUAAAAAGAUGUAGAGGUCAAGGGUAUGAUGGGGCAUCAGUUAUGAGUGUUGCAUAUACUGGUGUCCAAAAAAGGAUUUCAGAUGUCGUAUCAAGUGCUUCCUACAUUCAUUGCACAGUUCAUAACCUCAAUUUCGUUAAUUCUAAUAUUGCUAAAAGCUCUCAAAAAGUAGCAUUAUUCUUUGAUGUUGUACAAAAUACAUUUCUGUUCUUUAGCAAGAGUGCACCUGAUGGACAUCGUUGACUUUUGGUGAAAAAACUACAGAUCAAAUAAGAAAUAAGGUAUUAAAAAACUAUGUGUCACUCGAUGGGAAGCAAGACAUAACACUGUGUAUUCACUUAAAUUUAUAUUUAUGUUUUAAAAUCUUUAACCAAUA